CACUUUCUAUCUCUGCCGACUCGGGGAGCGAGCGGCUCGCGACGGAUACGGCGAUGCGCGGACCUGUAACAGGUGGCUGUCGGCGCGAGAGCGCAGACGCCCGGUGACGGGUGAGAGAGGCUUGCAGCGCGCGCGCGGAGGGACAGACAUGCGGCCGCGCUCUCUGUGACACGAGUGGCUCUCUCGAGUUCUUUUCCUUCGCCUUCUUCUUUUUUGCUCGGGAAAACGCGUGCGGAGCGGAGCGCGCGCUGGGUGCACCAUGAGGCGCGCGCUCCUGCUGCUCGGCUACGUGUGGCUCAAAGCGGCGGUCCCGCCGUGCGGCGCUGAAGGGGGCCCCGGACCCGGGUUCGUCGUGGUGUCGGGCUCUAACGGCUCUCGGGACGCAGACGGCGGCCCCACGGAGGGCCCGCACACGGAGGACCGCUGCAGGGGGUACUACGACGUGAUGGGCCAGUGGGACCCACCGUUCGUGUGCAGGACGGGCGCGUACUUGUACUGUUGCGGCACGUGCGGCUUCCGCUUCUGUUGCGCGUUCAAGAGCUCGCGCCUGGACCAGAGCACGUGCAAGAACUAUGACACGCCCCUGUGGAUGAUGACGGGCAGACCCCCGUCGAAGAAGAGCGACCCGGCGCACGACCCCACGAGGGACAAGACCAACAUGAUCGUGUACGUCGUGUGCGGCGUCGUGGCCGUCAUGGCGCUCGUGGGCAUUUUCACCAAACUGGGGCUGGAGAAGGCGCACCGCCCCCACAGGGAGAACAUGACCAGAGCUCUCGCCAGCGUCAUGCGCCAGCAGGGUCCGUGUCCGGGGGAGUCCAUGGAGCGUGAGGAGGCCCUGGGCGCCCACGUGCAGCACUACGAAAACCUGCAAGCGAGGGCCAUGGCAAACAACCUCCAGCCCACUCACAUGAACAACGUGGGCCCCACUCCAACACUUGUUCCCACCAUGGCUCAGCCUCACCACUACGCAACUCUGGGUGCAAUUCCUCACAUCUACGAACAGCCACAGCCGACCAAGGAGCUCAACAAGUACGCUUCCCUGAAGGCCGUCGCGGAAAAGGCCAACGACAAUUUUUAUGUGAACCGUCGACAUCUGACAGAGCUGACAACCAAGGGCAGUCUGCCUCUCCACCCUGUACGGCUGGAGCCCCAGCCAGGCCCAGCCUACGGCACCAUGCUUCCCGUACCCAAGCAGAAUGGCCACAAGCCACGAGUGGCACGGUCCCAGGGGCCCCAGCCUCUGCCCUAUGCCUCGCACACCAUCGCCAGUACAGCCAUGCUGAGGGGCUGGAACGGCAGUGAAAUGGUUGGCCACCGCACCCUUUAUGGGGCACCCAGGAAGCACGGCACCAUGGACCGCUUCGGCGAGCUGCAUGUCUCGCGUAGCCAGCACUACCUGUCCCCACAGCCCUACUUCGUCACCAACAGCAAGACAGAGGUGACUGUGUGAGCAUGGGCUUUACCUGCCAAUCCAGCACUGAGAUGGAAAGACAGACAGAGAGAGAGAGGGAAUAAGUCACUGAGUCAUUGAGCUGUUGAGUUUUUCCAGUAGAGGCAAGUUCAGUAAGUUGGUUCUGAAACAUGGUCCCCAGCUGUAAGUCUCAUGGGGGAGAGAUGGCGAGUCUUUUUCGCACGUCUGACUGUGCGUGCUUGGUGUACAUGCACCCCAAGGGGAGGAAGAACACGAAAUAAAGUAAUAAAAGAAGCCUAUGCUGUUUAUCGAGGCUGCCAUCGUUGCAUAAUUAAAUUCUGUAACAGUAGCUAAGCCUAACGACAAAACGAAGAGGAACAACGAAAUGGGUUAAAACCAGCUCCCUUGGAUGGACACACUGAAAGGCAGAUGUAACACAUUCCAUGGAGGCAUGGCGAAAGUGGACUUCAGAGAUGCAAAAACCUGACACAACAGGGCUGAGGAUAAGUUCUUAUUUCAUCCAAACACUCAGUUCUUUCUGAUUUUUCAACUGGAUACAUGGAGACAUAUGGGCAAUUAGGCUGUUUGUAAAGGAAGCUCAGCGAUGAAACCUUCAGCUGUGGAGAAAACAAAGCCUUCUAAUGAAGCAUUAAUGUCUAGAGGUAGCAGUCCUUGUACCAGUACCUUUGGUGUGUGAAACACACAAGGCUCAAUCUUUGCGGACUGGGUGGUGUGGUGUGAUGCUUGGUGGAUCUGCAGCCCUCAAAAACUAGGAGAUUUGAACACACCACUACCGCAUCUCUACGGUUCUCGUUGACAGCCCUCUGGGUUUUUGGAAUCUGGGCUUUCAACCUCAUUCUGCUUUCGAACAAACUGCUCCUGAGAGGGCUGACCUCACAGAAACACAGAGGGCAGUGUUGUUAGAAAAGAAGGAAGGACCGCACUUUGUGGACAUUCCCUCUGUUGUCCAUAGGGCUUUGGACUCUUUCUUUCCAUUCGACAUCAUGUUUGUUUUGCAUUCAGUCGAUCCGAGUACUACAGCGAGACAAUGCAGGCAGGAUGACAUCGAUCUUCCCCAAAUUUCACCUGUCAUAUCAGACAGGUUCUUCCAGUCACUUCCCAGAUAGCUGCCCCAAAGUAAGACCUUGAUGUUUAGUACAAGUAGGGAGAAGACUGCCUUUGUAGACAAAGGUACAAUUAGGAGCUAAUGUAACAAGGAAAUAGAAUAGAUAAAUUCACAGGCUAGCGAUGUCCGUCCUACAUUUCAUCAGUGCUAAAAAGGCUCAUGAAGACAUAUGUCACAGUGGACACAAUGGCUAGUGCAUUGGUCAGAUUGGUUAUAAAUGAAAGAUUUACACCUUUGGUCUAAGAUUUGCUGUGCUUUUUGAAUGCUACUGUACGUAUGCAAUUUAUAUGUCGUGCCAAGCUAUGUUUUUUCCUAAAACAGGUUCAUAUUUUUUUUAAGAUGUUGACCAUGAUAAUGGCAAUGAAACCACUGAACUCCUGAAGCUGGACUGACACCAGGUUCCUGAUUUUUCCACCC
This is a messenger RNA of Scleropages formosus (Asian bonytongue), 2954 nucleotides long. It is a transcript of the gene shisa9b, whose product is annotated as shisa family member 9b. The record is from RefSeq and is a predicted model, not a curated record. The coding region runs from base 260 to 1450 and encodes 396 amino acids. Lineage: Eukaryota; Metazoa; Chordata; Actinopteri; Osteoglossiformes; Osteoglossidae. Gene Ontology annotation, cellular component: postsynaptic density; dendritic spine membrane; postsynaptic membrane. The transcript is spliced from 4 exons. Gene Ontology annotation, biological process: regulation of AMPA receptor activity; regulation of short-term neuronal synaptic plasticity.